GUCCAAUGGUUUUCUUUUUCUUUUGGUAGUAUUUGGCUUUUAAAAGAUGGAGAACGUGUCAACUUGGCGACCCACCGGAACAAAACAAAUCAUUGUCCUUCUCUGAAAGAGAGAGCGCAACAACAACAGCUUCUCACGAGAGAGUAGAGUGUAGAUUAUCUUCAAGCUCCAUCGAAUUCAAGCCCCCUUGACUUUUCUCCCCAAUAAUCUUCCACACACGAUAAGAUAUAUAUAUAUAUAUCUAUAUAGCCCAUCCCACAAUAACAACUCGAUAAGAACACAAUAAACUCCUUCCUCAUUUCUCAUUUCUCAUUCAACACCAUGGCAAGAAAAACCAAGUCCAUUUUCUUAGCCUUCUUACUACUAUGCUCUUUCUCACUGGGGGUAGUGGUAGUAGCCCAAGAGGAGGCAAUAGCAAAAUCCGAAAGUGAAGCAUUAGGGGAACCAGAGAAAAGAGAAACACUUGAAAUCAUCAUUGGUGGAGGUGGUUCACCUGCUCCUUCUCCCUCUCCCCCUACAUAUUGCCCACCUCCUCCACCAAAACCACUGAGCCGGUUGGAGAAAGCAAAACGUGUUCUUCUCAAAUUCAAAACCACAAUCGACGACCCCAAUUGUUACACGCAAAACUGGAGCCAGGACACAGACGCGUGUAAAUUCAAUGGGGUACGAUGCGCCAAUUUCCCAGACGAUCAGCAGCGAGCAGUAGCUGGACUUGACCUAAACGGAGCAAAACUCGCCACUAAAAACGGUGGCAAUUUGCCCCUCACGGGUCUCCUCGACAGCAUACCCGAGUUAACAUUCUUCCACGUUAACUCCAACAACUUCUCCUUCGUCGGUGGCUUCCCCAACAACAUUACCAGGUUCCGUUUCUUCUUCGAGCUUGAUCUCAGUAACAACAAAGUCAGUGGCAAGUUCCCAACGCAAGCAAUUCAGAACAACCAGUUAGUCUUCCUGGACCUCAGGUUCAACCAGCUCACCGGGCCCAUUGACCCGAAACUCUUCGAGAGGGACCUGGACGUGAUUUUUGUGAACAACAACAAGUUCACGGGGUACCUCCCGGAGAAUUUCGGGUCCACGCCGGCCCGGUACCUCACGUUUGCCCACAACAGCCUCUCGGGCUCGCUCCCUAAGAGCGUGGGCUACGCGCCGAACCUCACCGAGGUUCUCUUCUUGAAGAACCAGUUCGAAGGGUGUCUGCCCUUCGAAAUCGGUUACCUCAAGAAGGCCGUAGUGUUUGAUAUAAGUGAAAAUCUCUUGACCGGUCCCAUCCCGCUCUCCUUCGGAUGCCUGAAGAAAAUUCAAUUUCUCAAUUUGGCGCACAACAAGCUCUACGGCUGUGUUCCCGACAACCUUUGCCAAAUUCCUUCUAUCCGCAACAAUGGGAAUCUCUCUUUGGCGAACAAUUAUUUCAACGAAAUUGGACCUUCGUGUUGGAGUUUGAUAAAGUCCAAGGUUUUGGAUGUGUCAGGAAACUGCAUUCCGGGGCUUCCUAACCAAAAGUCUCCCAAAGAAUGCUACCAGUUUUACAAAACAAAGAAAACAUGUCCGAACCCGAAUUCAUUUUACUACGUUCCGUGCAAAUCGUACUGGGGGAGGCAGAGCAAGCCCACUAGUCCACCUUCUGAGCCAGUGACUUACAAGACUCUCAAACCACAUCGUCUCAGAUUGUGAUCAGAUAUCAUAGGAUAGCUCAUAUUAGUCCCUUGUGCAGGCGGGACUUUGCCUUUGUGUUGGGUUUCAUUUUUUAUUUUUCUCACAACAAUCCUCUGGUCAGAUAGAAACCUCUCCUCUGAUGCGUUGAUUCAAAUCCUGUUCACUGGUUUCAUAUUAUUACUGUGGUUAUGUUUGUAUGUUUUUCUUUCAUGAUUAGCUGUUGUUAUUUUGUAUUUUGUAUGCCCCGUGAAUAAGCGCUGUCGUGGAGUUGGGCAUCUUGACUAUUACAAGUUUGGUGUCACUCAAAUGUAAUUUCCCAAGUUGUCGAAUAAAAUUGGUACUAUAUUUGGAUGAUGGGUUGUGUUAA
Molecule: messenger RNA, 2020 nt
Organism: Glycine soja
Lineage: Eukaryota; Viridiplantae; Streptophyta; Magnoliopsida; Fabales; Fabaceae
Exons: 1
Coding region: 322-1671 (449 amino acids)
Source: RefSeq, a predicted model, not a curated record